This is a messenger RNA of Cucurbita moschata (crookneck pumpkin), 1977 nucleotides long. Its product is annotated as asparagine--tRNA ligase, chloroplastic/mitochondrial. Bases 94 to 1794 code for a protein of 566 amino acids. Gene Ontology annotation, biological process: asparaginyl-tRNA aminoacylation. Gene Ontology annotation, cellular component: mitochondrion. Gene Ontology annotation, molecular function: ATP binding; asparagine-tRNA ligase activity. NCBI's taxonomy places the organism in Eukaryota, Viridiplantae, Streptophyta, Magnoliopsida, Cucurbitales, Cucurbitaceae. The transcript has 15 exons. The record is from RefSeq and is a predicted model, not a curated record.
CAGCCGCAUCAGCGAAGGUCAUUCGGGUCCGCUCGUGGGAGUGGAUAUUUACACAACCAGUAGGAGUCACACACGGGCACAAACAAGCCUUCAAUGGCUGCCGCUAUGUCGCCGGCCGUUUCUCUCCGCUUCAAUCCCUAUUCAGCUCUCCGUUUCAUCACCAGAUUCCCUAAAAAACUACCACCGCACAUUCUUUUCCCGCCAAUUUCCCGCCGCCACUCUUCUGACUAUUUCCGGCGAAGUUUUCGCACUGCCGUCUCUGCAGCUCUCUCAUCCGGGGAAGCUACGGGGAAGACGAAACCUGAAGUUUCUGAUGUUUGGAAGGCCUCGCUAGGGGAGAAGGUUGGGGAAUUCAGAAAGAAGCUGAGGAUAUCUGAAGUCAAGGGCGGCCUCGAUGAAGGGCUGGAUAGAGUCGGACAGACGCUCAUCGUGAAGGGAUGGGUUCGAACUCUCCGGGUUCAGAGCAGCGUUACGUUCAUGGAGGUAAAUGAUGGCUCAUGCAUUUCAAAUAUGCAAUGUGUCAUGGAUUCAACUACAGAAGGUUAUGAUCAGGUUGAAUCAGGCUUGAUUGCAACUGGUGCAUCAGUCUGGGUGCAAGGGGUCGUGGUUGCCAGCCAAGGAUCAAAACAAAAAGUGGAACUGAAACUCCAAAAAGUUGUUAUGGUUGGCAAGAGUGAUCCUUCCUAUCCCGUCCAAAAGAAAAGAGUUAGCAGAGAAUUUUUGAGAACCAAAGCUCAUCUUCGUCCAAGAACAAACACCUUUGGGGCGGUUGCAAGGGUGAGGAAUGUUUUGGCAUACGCUACGCACAAGUUCUUCCAAGAAAAUGGAUUUGUUUGGGUUUCAAGUCCUAUUAUUACAGCAUCAGAUUGUGAAGGAGCUGGUGAACAGUUCUGCGUGACUACUUUGAUCCCAAGCUCUGGGGAAGCUGCUAAUUCUGAUGUGGGCUCCAUUCCAAAGACAAAAGAGGGGUUUAUUGAUUGGUCACAGGAUUUUUUCGGGAAACCAGCAUUCUUGACUGUCUCAGGGCAACUCAACGCUGAAACUUAUGCUACUGCUCUCUCUGAUGUUUAUACUUUUGGACCGACAUUUAGAGCAGAAAAUUCCAAUACAUCUAGACAUUUAGCUGAAUUUUGGAUGAUUGAACCAGAACUUGCAUUUGCUGAUUUGGAUGACGACAUGGCUUGUGCAACUGCAUAUCUCCAGUAUGUAGUGAGACAUAUUCUUGAAAAUUGCAAGGAAGACUUGGAUUUCUUCAAUACAUGGAUUGAGAAAGGAAUUAUUGAUCGACUGACGGACCUGGUUGAAAAAGAUUUUGUGCAGUUGACGUAUACAGAUGCAGUUGAGCUUCUUCUUCGAGCAAAUAAGAAGUUCGAAUUUCCGGUCAAGUGGGGUAGUGAUUUACAAAGCGAACAUGAGCGUUAUAUAACUGAAGAGGCAUUUGGUGGAUGCCCUGUAAUAAUCAGAGACUAUCCAAAGGAGAUAAAAGCAUUCUACAUGCGGCAAAAUGAUGAUGGAAAGACUGUUGCGGCCAUGGAUAUGUUGGUUCCUCGGAUAGGGGAGCUUAUAGGUGGAAGUCAAAGAGAAGAACGGCUUGAUUAUCUGGAAGCUCGUCUGGAUGAGUUGAAGCUCAAUAAAGACAGCUACUGGUGGUACCUUGACUUGCGUCGUUAUGGUUCAGUUCCCCAUGCAGGGUUUGGUUUGGGCUUUGAAAGGCUUGUGCAAUUUGUUACUGGAAUUGAUAACAUAAGAGAUGCCAUCCCAUUUCCUCGUUCGCCUGGUUCUGCAGAAUUUUAAUGGCAAAAUUGUUCAGUAACAUUAUCUUAGUUUUACUCGAUUCUUUUAUUUAACACCCUUCCCCCCUCUUUAUGGAACAUGUUCUUCCUGCUCUUCAUCUUUGUAUUUCCAUUACGUUGACACUUGACAUUGAGAAAACACUGUUCUAUAAGUCUGAAGGUUACAAAACUUAUGUUGCAUUUA